Molecule: messenger RNA, 552 nt
Organism: Cladophialophora yegresii CBS 114405
Lineage: Eukaryota; Fungi; Ascomycota; Eurotiomycetes; Chaetothyriales; Herpotrichiellaceae
Exons: 1
Coding region: 1-552 (183 amino acids)
Source: RefSeq, a predicted model, not a curated record
AUGUCGUCCAACGUCGGCCUUUCCACACCCCGCGGGUCCGGCACCUCAGGCUACGUCCAGCGCAACCUCUCCCUCCUGAAACCUCGAGCCGCGGGCGUCGGCGUGCCUUACAGCCUCGACUCCGCGGCAAAGGCGCCACCCAAGGUGCGCAAGCCGGACCAAGAGAUCCUGAACCACGACCGACUGAGAGAGAUCGAGGUCCAAGUUUUGGAGUUGCGGGAGAAAUUGGAGGACGAAGAAGAAGAAGAAAUCGACGAGGAUAAGAUUGACGAGCAGUGCGAUCGGUUGAGGGAGAAGUUGACGAGAGAGAUGGAGAGAGAGAAGCAGCAACGCACGGGACCUAGGAGGGUCGACGGCAAGGGGCUGAAGAGUUAUCAGGUGCACGAGCUGGCUGAGGCCAAGGAACGGGAGAGCGAGCGGUUACGCAGAGCGCUGGGUCUCAAGCCCGGCGAAAUUCCAGAGGAUGGGGAGCAUCCGAUGGCGAGGCAGGAGAAGAGGCGGCGCGAACGAGAGGGAUUGCAGGAGAAGCCUGAUGCCGAUGAACGUGCCUGA